Molecule: messenger RNA, 5157 nt
Organism: Lontra canadensis (Northern American river otter)
Lineage: Eukaryota; Metazoa; Chordata; Mammalia; Carnivora; Mustelidae
Product: protocadherin-17
Exons: 2
Coding region: 2482-5157 (891 amino acids)
Biological process (GO): homophilic cell-cell adhesion
Cellular component (GO): plasma membrane
Molecular function (GO): calcium ion binding
Source: RefSeq, a predicted model, not a curated record
UGAAUAGAGUCAGUCAGCAAGAGGCGCUGGGGAGAGAGCUGGGACUGCGAACCCGGCGGAUGCGGCAGCGGCGGAGGGCGGCUGGGGAGACGCUACUCCAACUGUUGAAUUUUCACCUUUCAUUUCCUCCGAUGCUUUGCUUGCGGAGAUGGAUUUAUUUGCUUUGAAAUCCGCACGUCUUUCGCAGGCUAUGAGCUGAUCCUGACAGGCACCAGAUUAAAAGCGACCACCCGUGACAGAAAAGGAGGAAAAAAAAAAAAAAAAACCCUCCACAACGGACUGCACAAUUAACUAUGCACACCGGUGCUGGACUUUGUGAAUAGAGAACAUUGAGAGGAAAAUCAUGAACUAUGAUGCGGGGCUAAGCUGUGAGCAGUCACUGGAAUCCUGAUAUUUUUUUUCUUUUUCUUUUUUUUUUUUCAAGACUCUGAAAGAUUUGGGGGUUCCUCACGCCUCGUCAAAAGGAAAGGUUUUUUUUUUUUUUUUCUUAAACAAAUAAAUAAAAAAAUAAAUACACCUAGCAAAACAGACGCCUUGUUUUCCAGACCCUCGGACCCCGGCAGAAAGAGGUAGAGUAAAAGUGCUGCUGGAUUCAGCUACACCUUCCUCCUUCCCUCCCUCCCUUUUCUCUCGCUUUUUCUUUUCCUCCAAGACAUGAAUCUGGCUUUUCUUUCUAUAGAGUGAGUCAGAGAGAAAGCGUUAGGAAGAAGCCGCAACUAAUGUCUGUGAAGGGAGGACCAUGAGGCGAGAGUGAAUUCAAUUCGUUCCACUGCUUCUGACUCAUCGGGCAGAUCGGAACACCUGCAUUUCUGGAUGUGUCAUUCCCGUAUGUCGAGGCGCCUCGAGAACCCGAAAUAAUGUGUAGACAGACCUGUGCCUAACAUCCCCUCGGAGGUCGCUCUCGGGGGGGUGGGAGCCCCUGACUGGACCGCCGCGGCCGCAGCUCCUCACCCCUGCCCUCCUCGAGUCGCCCAGAGAAGACUGUGUGAGAGCGAGACUGCAGAAUGCAUCACGCCAAACCUUGAUGUGUUUCUUUCAUCCAGCCCACUCCUACUAUUAAAAAAAAAAAAAAAAAUUGACGGGGAAAAAAAAAAAACCCGCACUUUAUUCGCUUCAGAUAUUCACCACUUUUAUUCCUCGCCAAGGUUUUCCUUUCUAGAUGAAGAGGACUGGGAGGCAGGGCCAUUGGAAGGAGAUGCUGAAUAGAAAGAAAAGAGAGGCACUUGACAGCCCAGCCCUGUGAAUGCAGAGACUGUUUCCCUUCUAGCGAGAGACAGGGAGAGUGUGUGUGCGAGGACUGGGAGGGUGGCUCCCCCUUCCUUUUUAUUCCACCUCCCCCUCCCCCCUUCAAAUCUGCACAUCCAACCAUGAGUUGCCUGUUGAUUUCCUUUCGCCUGGGAAGAAAAGCAAACUGGAAUUAAACUGCAUCGAGAGAAGUCCUUGCUCUCGCGGAGAGAAUGGGAUGGUAGCGGCGGCUACUGGCUUAGCAUAGAGAAAUCACACAGAGUGUGUGUUCUACGAACAGAGGCGGAGAGAGCUACAUACGCCCCCCCCCCCCUCCCAAUAGACUCACGCCGCAAACGCUGAUCUGGCUGUGGCUUUCCUGACUUCGGGGGAGAGCCUUUUCCGAGGAAGAGAGGGAGGAGCCUGGUGGAGGGAGGAAACUACAAAUCGGGACACUAGUUCUUUGCGCUGCAUUUCCUCCCCUCCCUUUGACUGCUCGGAAAGGAGAGAGAGGAAAAAAAUACGCUUGGCUGGGAGAUGCAGUCCGCUGCCGCCUCUGCCUCAGCCAGCAAUGCAAGAUUAGAUCUCUAAAUGCAGCAAAACACUGCCUGAAAACCGAACAGCCCGCGAAGCCAGCAGACAUUUCACUGGGCUCCGGCGAAGAUUCAAAAUAUAUCAGAUUCUCUCUCCGUUGCUUCUCGCCCCCAUCAAUUUCAUCACAGGAGACGGGAAACAAGUAAGGAUUUCACUUUCCCAUCUGCCUCAAGACACACCUCCCCGCUCCCUCCCCCACCCGAUGUGAAGAGUAUUCCGGUGGCUACCGCGGGAGUGGAUUUGCAGCGCCCUAGCGGGAGCCAGGAAAAUCUACCGAUUCUUCACCACCCCUUCUAGACGCGAUUUCCAUCUUAUCGCUGGCCUCAUCGCUCAACUUUGAGUCGCCCCUAGUCCCGGCGGAAGAGACAAAGCCCCGGGCUCGCCCCCAGCCGCAGGGAGCCGCCGCCUUGCUCCGUGCCCCUGCAGCUUCGCUGCGCCGCCGCUUCUCGCCCAGUGCGGAUGCUGUAGAUCAACAGGUUCGGGGAACUUGAGCGGAAUAAGGAGACCGCCGGGUGCCGCAGCCCAGGAGCAGAGGGAAGGAAGGACCCACAGACUUGUGGCUCGUGUCGCGCGCGCACGCUGCGCCCGAGCCCCAGGCUGGCGCGCUCCCACUCGCUCGCCCCUCCAGUCCGGCUGCUCCUGCCCCCACCCCACCGGUCUGGGAUGUACCUUUCCAUCUGUUGCUGUUUCCUCCUAUGGGCCCCUGCCCUGACGCUCAAAAACCUCAACUACUCGGUGCCGGAGGAACAAGGGGCCGGCACGGUGAUCGGCAACAUCGGCAAGGAUGCUCGACUGCAGCCGGGGCUUCCGCCCGCAGAGCGCGGUGGCGGUGGCGGCGGCGGGCGAAGCAAGUCGGGUAGCUACCGGGUGCUGGAGAACUCAGCGCCGCACCUGCUGGACGUGGACGCGGACAGCGGGCUCCUCUACACCAAGCAGCGCAUCGACCGUGAGUCCCUGUGCCGCCACAACGCCAAGUGCCAGCUGUCCCUCGAGGUGUUCGCCAACGACAAGGAAAUCUGCAUGAUCAAGGUGGAGAUCCAGGACAUCAACGACAAUGCCCCCUCCUUCCCCUCGGACCAGAUUGAGAUGGACAUCUCGGAGAACGCAGCGCCUGGCACCCGCUUCCCUCUCACCAGUGCACAUGACCCGGACGCCGGCGAGAAUGGGCUCCGCACCUAUCUGCUGACGCGCGACGACCACGGGCUCUUCGCGCUGGACGUCAAGUCCCGCGGCGACGGCACCAAGUUCCCAGAGCUGGUAAUCCAGAAGGCGCUGGACCGCGAGCAGCAGAACCACCACACGCUUGUACUGACCGCCCUAGACGGCGGCGAUCCGCCGCGAUCCGCCACUGUGCAAAUCAACGUGAAGGUGAUAGACUCUAACGACAACAGCCCGGUCUUCGAGGCGCCCUCCUACCUGGUGGAGCUGCCAGAGAAUGCCCCACUGGGCACCGUGGUCAUUGAUCUGAACGCCACCGACGCCGACGAGGGUCCCAAUGGUGAAGUACUCUAUUCCUUCAGCAGCUAUGUGCCUGACCGCGUAAGGGAGCUCUUCUCCAUCGACCCCAAGACCGGCCUGAUUCGUGUCAAGGGCAACCUGGACUAUGAGGAGAAUGGGAUGCUGGAGAUCGACGUACAGGCCCGAGACUUGGGGCCCAACCCCAUCCCGGCCCACUGCAAGGUCACUGUCAAGCUCAUCGACCGCAACGACAACGCGCCGUCCAUCGGUUUCGUCUCCGUGCGCCAGGGGGCGCUGAGCGAGGCCGCCCCGCCCGGCACCGUCAUAGCCCUAGUGCGGGUCACUGACCGGGACUCGGGCAAGAACGGGCAGCUGCAGUGCAGGGUGCUGGGCGGAGGGGGGACCGGCGGCGGCGGCGGCCUGGGCGGGCCCGGAGGUUCUGUGCCCUUCAAGCUUGAGGAGAACUAUGACAACUUCUACACGGUGGUGACUGACCGCCCGCUGGACCGCGAGACCCAGGACGAGUACAAUGUGACAAUCGUGGCUCGGGACGGGGGCUCGCCUCCUCUCAACUCCACCAAGUCGUUCGCUGUCAAGAUUCUGGACGAGAACGACAACCCUCCUCGUUUCACCAAGGGACUCUAUGUGCUGCAGGUGCACGAAAACAACAUCCCAGGAGAGUAUCUGGGCUCCGUGCUUGCCCAGGAUCCUGACCUGGGCCAAAACGGCACAGUGUCCUACUCCAUCCUGCCCUCGCACAUCGGCGACGUGUCCAUCUACACCUAUGUGUCUGUGAAUCCCACCAAUGGGGCCAUCUACGCCCUGCGCUCCUUUAACUACGAGCAGACCAAGGCUUUCGAGUUCAAGGUGCUUGCUAAGGACUCGGGGGCGCCCGCGCACUUGGAGAGCAACGCGACUGUGAGGGUGACAGUGCUAGACGUGAAUGACAACGCGCCGGUGAUCGUGCUGCCCACGCUGCAGAACGACACGGCCGAGCUGCAAGUCCCGCGCAACGCUGGCCUGGGCUACCUGGUGAGCACCGUACGCGCCCUAGACAGUGACUUCGGCGAGAGUGGGCGCCUCACCUACGAGAUCGUAGACGGAAACGACGACCACCUGUUUGAAAUCGAUCCCUCCAGCGGCGAGAUCCGCACGCUGCACCCCUUCUGGGAGGACGUGACGCCAGUGGUGGAGCUGGUGGUGAAGGUGACUGACCACGGGAAGCCCACCCUGUCGGCGGUGGCCAAGCUCAUCAUCCGCUCGGUGAGCGGCUCCCUGCCCGAAGGCGUUCCCCGGGUAAACGGCGAGCAGCACCACUGGGACAUGUCUCUGCCGCUCAUCGUGACUCUAAGCACUAUCUCCAUCAUUCUCUUAGCGGCCAUGAUCACCAUUGCCGUCAAGUGCAAGCGCGAGAACAAGGAGAUUCGCACUUACAACUGCCGCAUUGCCGAGUACAGCCACCCGCAACUGGGCGGGGGCAAGGGCAAGAAGAAAAAGAUCAACAAAAACGAUAUUAUGCUGGUGCAGAGCGAGGUGGAAGAGAGGAACGCCAUGAACGUCAUGAAUGUGGUGAGCAGCCCCUCCCUGGCCACCUCCCCUAUGUACUUCGACUACCAGACCCGCCUGCCCCUUAGCUCGCCCCGGUCAGAGGUGAUGUAUCUCAAACCGGCCUCCAACAACCUGACUGUUCCUCAGGGGCACGCGGGCUGCCACACGAGCUUCACCGGACAAGGGACUAAUGCGAGCGAGACCCCUGCCACUCGGAUGUCCAUAAUUCAGACAGAAAAUUUUAAAAGAAAACAAGACAAACUUCCUUGUCAUUCCCUUUCUUCUAGAAUCUUAAUCCAUGCCAUAAAAACACAGAAAAACUUUCAGUUUUAA